ACGGGCUCUUCUGCUGUUGGUUUCUGGCACCCUCUGGGAUGAGAAAUCUGCACUCAGUUUCCCCAGAAAGGAGAUAAAAAAGCCGUCCGUGACUGUGCUCAAGAACGGAAGCCCCGGAAGGUCCCCCACAUCUGGAGAGGGGGGGGGCUGGCUUCUCCUCUCUGCACAGGGAGGGCUUCGUGUUAAGGCCCUUUGGACUCAGUAUCGGGACACUUACCUCAUCCCAACGGAACCGGUGAAUUUCCCUCUGAGGAUUCUAGGAACAAAGCCAGAAAAAGGCCGUUCCAAGUUCUAGGGGGAGGCGUUGGGGAAAGCCUUUCUGUGACCCUGAUCCUCGUUCUCCCGCUUGGGAGAAAUCAGGAUUUCAGGCUCCGUUUAGAACUUGUUCUCUGUUUCCAGCUUCUUAAAGCUACUUACCCUGUGAAUGUGAAUAAAUCGUCCCCUUCCCCCAAGUUCAGCAGGCUGGAUCGUGGGAGUUUCAGGCCAUUUUGCCCUUCUGAUUCCCACGAAGUUCUUUGUGAAUUAUAAAUGGACGGGAUGUCUCCCCUCCUAGACCCCAUGAGAUGGUUCAUGGGGCUGUCCUGGAAAUGUCACUGGGGAGCUCCCCUUCUGGGGGGCAGAGGCGGGGGAAAGGACUCCCCAUUCCAUUCCUCCAGAGGUUCUGGUUUGAGCCCUGGGAGAGUCCACUGUAGUUCUAGGACAGGAGGAGGGGCUGGAUUCAUAGAUUCUAGAGUCCUCCCACCCCCAGGAGGGUAUCUCUAGGUGGUUGGGUCCUUUGUGAGGCAGGCUGGCGGAGGCUGGGGUCAGGGGUCAGAGUGGGUGGUGGGUCUCGGUGGACCCCCCACCCCCCUCCCCGGCACCUGGGCCGGGCCCCGCCCCCACCACUCACAUCAUGGCGAGUGUGGUGGUUAAGACGAUCUGGCAAUCCAAGGAGAUCCAUGAAGCCGGAGACCCCCCGGCAGGGGCUGAGAACCGGACUCCAUUGGGGCCUGAGGUCCCUGGGGCUGGAUCUGGCCCAGGAAAGGGGAUCACGAAGAAAAAGAAGGCUGUGUCUUUCCAUGGGGUGGAGCCCCGGAUGUCCCACGAGCCCAUGCAGUGGUGCCUGAACCUGAAGCGCUCCUCAGCCUGUACCAAUGUCUCCCUCCUCAACCUGGCAGCCGUGGAGCCUCCUGACUCUUCCAGGAUUGAAUCCACCGCCGAAGAGCUGCCAGCUCUGCCCGCCUCCGGAACGCCAUCCCCCCCGGCCCUGAGCCUGCCAUCCUCGGCUCCCACCUGGGCCCCCGACGACCCCGACAUCGCCGACCUGCUGAACGGGGUGAACAGCGGCUUGCUGCGAGCCAAGGACUCCAUCACCAGCCUCAAGGAGAAAACCACUCGGGUCAAUCAGCACGUGCAGUCGCUUCAGAGCGAGUGCUCCGUGCUGAGCGAGAACCUGGAGCGGAGGAGGCAGGAGGCGGAGGAGCUGGAGGGCUACUGCAGCCAGCUCAAGGAGAAUUGCCGGAAGGUGACCCGCUCAGUGGAAGACGCUGAGAUAAAGACAAACGUCCUGAAGCAGAACUCGGCCCUGCUGGAGGAGAAACUCCGGUUCCUCCAGCAGCAGCUGCAGGAUGAGCCCCCCAGAAGGCAGGAGGCUGAGCAGUUGGAACUGGAGCAGCAGAUGGAGACCGGACUGUCCCGUCACUCGAUGGUCUCCUCCUGCCCCACUUCGAGCCCCGAAGAGAUCCUGGCCCAGGCCGAACCCGAGUCCCAGCUCCAGCCCGAGCCCCAGCUGCACCCAGACCCGGAGCUGGAGCCUGGGGCCGUGCUCGUCUCCGGGCCCACGUCCAUGCUCCUGAUGGGCAGCCCCACGGAGGCCCCCGGACCCCGAGUCACAGCCGUCCCCGGAGAUGGGUCCGAGGCCCAGAGCGAGGGCCAGGGCCAGGGCCGCACAGGAGACAGCGGAGAGCUGGAGCUUCAGAAGGUCACCGCCGGCCUGGAGGAGCUCAGGAGAGAGGUGUCCUCGCUGACUGCGCGCUGGUAUCAGGAGGAGGGCGCCGUGCAAGAGGCACUUCGCUUGCUCGGAGGCCUCGGGGGGCGGCUGGACGGCUUCCUGGGCCAGUGGGAGCGGGCCCAGAGGGAGCAGGCCCAGACUGCGCGGGGCCUCCAGGAGCUGCGGGGCCGGGCGGACGAGCUCUGCACCAUGGUGGAGCGCUCGGCGGUGUCCGUGGCUUCACUGCGCGGGGAGCUGGAGGGCCUGGGUCCGGUGAAGCCCGUGCUGGAGGAGUUAGGUCGACAGCUGGGCAGCGCCCGUCGCGGCUCCGAGCUCUCCAUGACCUUGGACCGGCCGGGCUCCUGCACUCGCUGCGGCAGCCAGGGGCAGCAGCUGUCGUCCGAGUCCCUGCAGCAGCUCCUGGAGCGGGCCCUGACGCCCCUGGUGGACGAAGUGAAGCAGCGCGGCCUGGCACCGGCGUGCCCCAGCUGCCAGCGCCUUCACAAGAAGAUCCUGGAAUUAGAGCGCCAGGCACUAGCAAAGCACGUGCGGGCUGAGGCUCUGAGCUCCACUCUGAGGCUGGCUCAAGAUGAGGCCCUCAGGGCCAAGAACCUCCUGCUGACAGACAAGAUGAAGCCUGAGGAGAAAGUGGCUGCUUUGGACUACCUGCAUCUGAAGAUGUGUUCCCUCCAUGACCAGCUCAGCAGCCUCCCACUAGAGGGAUCAGCCACGAGCCUGGGGGGAGGGAGCAGCGGAGGAGCCCCUCCAAAACGUGGGGGGCCUGCGCCUGAGCAAUAAAACCUCAACCCCA
Molecule: messenger RNA, 2780 nt
Organism: Antechinus flavipes (yellow-footed antechinus)
Lineage: Eukaryota; Metazoa; Chordata; Mammalia; Dasyuromorphia; Dasyuridae
Gene: TSKS
Product: testis specific serine kinase substrate
Exons: 11
Coding region: 893-2767 (624 amino acids)
Cellular component (GO): centriole
Molecular function (GO): protein kinase binding
Source: RefSeq, a predicted model, not a curated record